AUGGAUGCAGAGACCUCAGUGAUGUCUGUACAGCCAAAUGAGCCGCCUUCCACACCGCAACAACAAAACCUUCUUCUCUCGUGUAACAUGUGCAAUGAACAGUUUCAGUCACCCAGGGCGUUGCCUUGCCUACACACUUAUUGUAAAACCUGUUUGAGUUCUUAUAUUCAAACAAAACUCUCUGAGCUUGACACGGACUCCUUCCCGUGCCCAGAUUGCAACGAGGAUACGCAGCCGAUAGACCCAUCGAGGCCCUCUACUGAAUGGGCAGACGGAUUUCCCGAAAAUUUCUUCCUCGCAGAUAUGAUGGCCCUACAGACAGGUAAAACAGAUAUAGUCGGCGAGAUGGUGGAAAACAACACAUCUGCUGCGACAGCGAUUUCUAAAAUUACCCUGAAAAAGUCGAAACGGAUGAGUUUAAGCGAGUCCGACCUCUUACGUAAUGGAGCCGAUCCGAUGGGCAUUCGCCAAGAGAUUAUUGUUAUGAAGACAGAAAAAGUCGUCCAAUCUCCAAAAAAGCAGACAGAAGACACUGCAGCUCCACUACCAGCUAAACUCCCAGUUUUAAAACAAAAACCCGAAGAAAAUAAAGUAUCUGAUAAUUUUGAAAAUGGAUUGAAUCUACUACUGUUACCAUUAAAAUAUACAUUUUCUGCGAUUAUUCCUGGGUCCGAGUUAGUUUCGAUGUUAGAAAGUGCCCUACUCAUGCCAGAAGGAUUUGUACUUGGAAUUGAUGGUAAGAAUCGACACGUGAAAAAGUUUACAUUGACCGGUAAACUCGUUGGUUUUCUCCGUCUUAUAUCCGAACCAAGUGAUAUAACUUUAUUACCUGAAGGCGAAGCUUUGUUGACUCUACCCCAGAAAUGUGAGAUGAUUUCUCUGGAUCCGGAUAAUUCUUUGGAGAUUACGAACCGACUGCAAACUCCCCGGAAGUACAUGAGACUAGCGGCUGGACAGAAUGAGCGCAUAGCUGCCACCAACUGUGUCGAUAAUGUCUGGUUUGUUGAUAUCCUCUCCUAUCAUGGCCGGGUCCUCUAUUCAAUCCAGCGCUUGUGCUGUGGUCAGCCGGCCGGUAUAACUGUUUCUCCAUCAAGUGACAUUAUCAUCACAGAUUGUAUUGAACGUUCGGUGAUUGCUUUCCAUUGGAAUGGAAGUAAUAAUUUCCUCUACAAACCAGAAUCUAGUGAAAGCGAUGAAAGUUUGAAAGAACCACGAGGAGUGUGCUGUGAUCCGAAUGGUCGUAUUUACUUGGCGGAUACAAAAAAUGACCGUAUUAUUUGCCUUACCUACGAUGGUCAUGCCGAAAGGAUUCUCUUGGAUAGAGCGGAUGGACUAUACCGACCUUCAAGUAUUUUUAUUAGCCCUGAUUUUCUAUUGUUGGUCACCCAAGAGGAUGGAGUUGUUAAGAUUUACAAAAUUUAA
Molecule: messenger RNA, 1422 nt
Organism: Acanthosepion pharaonis
Lineage: Eukaryota; Metazoa; Mollusca; Cephalopoda; Sepiida; Sepiidae
Source: the annotation of a GenBank genome assembly